This is a messenger RNA of Syzygium oleosum, 2706 nucleotides long. RefSeq names its product cytochrome P450 86A8-like. Lineage: Eukaryota; Viridiplantae; Streptophyta; Magnoliopsida; Myrtales; Myrtaceae. Bases 921 to 2564 code for a protein of 547 amino acids. Gene Ontology annotation, molecular function: heme binding; iron ion binding; oxidoreductase activity, acting on paired donors, with incorporation or reduction of molecular oxygen. The record is from RefSeq and is a predicted model, not a curated record. The transcript has a single exon.
AGAGAGAGGGAGAGAUCUUGAAGAUUGAAAGCAUAAACACUUCCAGCCUAAACCGUGUGACCCCCAUUCUUUUUUGCCUCCUCUUUAUCUCAUCACACGGAGUCUCCUUGGUGUUUCUUUUCGUUUGAUCUGUCCCCGCUUCCUCAACUAAUCUCAUUAAAGUUCCUCUUCAUUCAAUGCUCCACAAUUUAUGACCCUCUCGCUUUUUCUGCAGAAUUAGGUGUCACUUGCAUGUGUGUGUGUGUGAUCUCUCAGACUCUUAGAGAGAGAGAGAGAGAGAGAGAGAGAGAGAGAGAGAGAUGCAUGACAUGGGGUUCUCGCAAGAGCGGCUUAUAUUAUACUACGGAUGAUUGAGUUAGAGUUGGAGAAGAGAAGAGGCCCAGCUAGGGUUUUUAAGAGCUUCUCAACGACCUCCCAGUGCAUUUAAGACACGCCAUUACGAUUAUGGUGUGAGUCUCCUCAUUAUAUAAGUCAGACCAGAGUGAUUCACAGCAUGUGAGAGAGAGAGAGAGAGAGAGAGAGAGAGGCAUGAUACAUUUCAAGCAACAGUCUGUCCACCAUUAUUGCUCUUCUUUAUCUCUUCACCUAUAAAUUGUCUUGCUCUCUCUUUCUCUUUACUAACUGUACGUAUCACACUCUCUCACUCACUCACUCACUCACAUACCCUCUCUCAUUAUAUCCAUCUCUGCAUCUUCUUCUCCAUCUCCCAUUUUCUUUUGUUUUGCUUUUCUUGCUUUUCAGACACACACAGUCAAUUGCACCAUACAUGUAACUAGGGUCUGAAAGUUUUCCCUAGAAAACUUGGGAUUCGUUCUCCCGGAAAGUAGCUAGCAUUUUUUCCGGGGAAGAAAAGUAAAAAGAGAGUUUUUGCUACAGAAGAAGGAAACCAGAGAGGGGGGCAGAGGGAAAAAGGACAGGAAAUGGACGUAGCGACAGCUCUACUGGUAUUAACGGCAAUAACGGCCUACCUGAUCUGGUUCACGUUCAUCUCACGGUCCCUGAAGGGCCCACGUGUCUGGCCCCUAUUGGGCAGCCUGCCGGGCCUGAUCGAGAACUGCGACCGCAUGCACGACUGGAUCGUCGACAACCUCCGGGCGUGCGGCGGCACGUACCAGACGUGCAUCUGCGCGGUGCCGUUCCUGGCCCGGAGGCAGGGCCUCGUCACCGUAACCUGCGACCCGAAGAACCUCGAGCACAUCCUCAAGGCCCGCUUCGACAACUACCCGAAGGGCCCGACGUGGCAGGCCGUGUUCCACGACCUCCUCGGCGAGGGAAUCUUCAACUCCGACGGCGACACGUGGCUGUUCCAGAGGAAGACCGCCGCGCUGGAGUUCACCACCCGGACGCUGCGCCAGGCCAUGGCCCGGUGGCUCAACCGGGUCAUCAAGCUGCGGUUCUGCCCCAUCCUGAAGUCGGCCGAGCUGGGCGCCGAGCCGGUCGAUCUGCAGGACUUGCUGCUCCGGCUCACGUUCGACAACAUAUGUGGCCUGGCUUUCGGGAAGGACCCGGGGACCUGCGCGCCGGGGCUCCCCGAGAACGGCUUCGCCUCAGCCUUCGACCGGGCCACGGAAGCCUCGCUCCAGCGGUUCAUAUUGCCCGAGGUGAUGUGGAGGUUCAAGAAGUGGCUCCGGCUAGGGAUGGAGGUCGGCUUGAGCCGCAGCCUCAUGAACAUUGAUGAGUACUUGUCCAAAGUGAUCGCCGCCCGAAAGCUCGAGCUGCUGAGCCAGCAGCAGAAGAAGGAUGAGCACCCCCAUGACGACCUGCUCUCCAGGUUCAUGAAGAAAAAGGAGUCCUACUCGGAUACGUUCCUCCAGCACGUGGCGCUGAACUUCAUCCUGGCCGGGCGCGACACGUCAUCGGUGGCGCUGAGCUGGUUCUUCUGGCUGGUCAUCCAAAAUCCAUCCGUGGAGGACAAAAUUGUUCGCGAAAUAUGCAAGGUCCUGACCGAGUCGCGCGGCGAUGACGUGGCAAGGUGGGUCGACGAGCCGCUGGGGUUCGAGGAGGUGGACAAGCUGGUGUACCUGAAGGCGGCCCUAUCGGAGACACUACGGCUCUACCCCUCGGUUCCCGAGGACUCGAAGCACGUGGUGGCGGACGACGUGUUGCCCGACGGGACUUUCGUGCCAGCUGGAUCAUCGGUCACGUAUUCAAUAUACUCAGCAGGGAGGAUGAGGACGACGUGGGGGGAGGAUUGCUUGGAGUUCCGGCCUGAGAGGUGGCUGUCGCCGGACGGCCAGAAGUUCGUCAUGCAGGAUGCAUUUAAGUUUGUGGCAUUCAAUGCAGGGCCCAGGAUUUGCCUAGGGAAGGACUUGGCUUAUCUGCAGAUGAAGUCGAUUGCGGCAGCAGUCUUGCUGAGGCACAAGCUGAGGGUGGCUUCUGGGCAUAGAGUGGUGCAGAAGAUGUCAUUGACACUGUUCAUGAAGUACGGGCUCAAAGUGGACGUGCUCAGGAGGGACUUGGUGCCAAUUUUGGAGAGCAUCAGGAGAGAGAGGAACGAGGAAGUGGGCAUCAAAUUGAAUGGUGAGUGUAAUGGUGGUGGCGACAUGGUAGCUGGGUUUGCUUAAGAAGGGGGGGUGUUAAUUGAGUUACUUUGAAUCUUUAGUUGUGGGAAUGGGCAGAUUUCAUUAAUUGGCUGGUACAGAGAGAGCUUUCGCAAUUUGAUCCCAAGGGAAGAAAAAACCUCCUCUCAUUUGGUUUCUUGAUCUC